AUGUUAACCGGAGAAACAACACGUUUUUACAUAUGCGACUCCACGAGAAAAUCAGCGGUUCUGAACAAGAGGACAGUCACAAGACAACAAAUAUCAGUGGGUUAA
This is a messenger RNA of Chondrus crispus (carragheen), 105 nucleotides long. RefSeq lists its product as hypothetical. The transcript has a single exon. NCBI's taxonomy places the organism in Eukaryota, Rhodophyta, Florideophyceae, Gigartinales, Gigartinaceae. Bases 1 to 105 code for a protein of 34 amino acids. The record is from RefSeq and is a predicted model, not a curated record.